This is a messenger RNA of Penicillium paradoxum, 729 nucleotides long. RefSeq lists its product as uncharacterized. Bases 1 to 729 code for a protein of 242 amino acids. The transcript has 2 exons. The record is from RefSeq and is a predicted model, not a curated record. Lineage: Eukaryota; Fungi; Ascomycota; Eurotiomycetes; Eurotiales; Aspergillaceae.
AUGGCCGCUCCCUUCUCCAAGAGUGGCCUCCAGGUACUCGCCGGCGAGUACCUGGGCGGUUCUUUUCUGAAGUGGGACGAGAUGUCCCUCUUCGACCAGCUUUUCGGCGUGGGCUUCGAGCCCGAGAUGUGUGUGCUGACCUGGGAGCUGACCGAGUUGCUUUGCAACUUGGUUAUCGUCGUGGGUCCCGGCUUGCCGGACGCGUUCUUCCUCCGUGUCGUCCUGGCUCCCGAGUUUGUGUGGUUCGGUCUCCACUGGGCAGGGUUGCCAAACCCUGUCCCACUGUCCACCUACUCCUCCGCCCUCCCCGACGUCUUCCACUCCCGCCCCCUGGCCGCGUCAAUGGCCCUCCAUCAAAACAUGGGGGUUGGGGACCAGUGGAAGUCCCUCGUCAGCCGUCUCUGGGCUCACUUCGAGCCCUACGCCUCCUCUCCCUCCGCUCCCGCUUCCUCCGCCGCCGCCGCCGCCGCUCCCUCUGCCGCCGCCGCCGCCGCCGACGAUGCCCUGCCCAUGGAGGGCAUUGAGUUUGUGUCUGGUGUCUGUGUCGACACCAUGGUCCGUGAGUUUUCUCCGGCCAUGGAUGUCUGUGCUGUUCCUGGGGCCGCUGCCCCCUCUCCUGUGACCUCGCCUGCUGGUCUCCCGGAGGUCUCGAGCUGGCGUUCGGCCGCUCCCUCCCCCAGCCCCGAGCCCGAAGUCCCUACCAAGGGCAAGUACCGACAGGGGUACUAG